GUCAGUCCGCCAAAGUCAUCUACGUAGGCCACUGCCAAAGCUCGGGCGGUUGUCACUCCCCGACCGAUUUGUUAUGUAAGUUUUUGAGCUGGAAGAUUCAUCUUUCGUAUCUAGGUCUUCGCUCCUCAGUUCCAUGCUCUUUCGCUUCGCAAUUUCACUACCUUCGCAAUGAAACUCUGGCGAUGUCACGACCAUCAUCUGACUCUGCCCCUUCGAGAUCAUCAUUUCCGAGCUGAGAGAAUGUCAGUUUGCUGGAUGUAAUGCUUAUGAGCUGAGGCUGGAGGCAGCACUCCCCGUUGUCGUUCAGAUACUACCUAUGCCGAAACCGUUCGUUUUCUUCUCUACUGCCUACUUCCCUCGUGAUCAACCUCGAAGAAGUUCGCACCAGUUCGGGCUUCUUCCUGCUCUCCAAUAGGUUCCAACGCUCGGCUUGUCUAUGGCCGUCGGAGUAAAGAAGACGAGAUUCGAACACGACUCACAGCAGCUAUUACGGUAUUCCAUCAUAUUCCUAGCAGACUACCGCGGAAGCGGAAUCGCUAUACGAGGGCACCUAUGCUCUUAAGAGCACCACGUUAUUCCUGCGCCCACCUCGACUUCACAGUUGCCUGCCAUCGCACGCUCAUCGCCAUCUUCCAGAAGAUCGUAGACGCUAGCGGAAGUUUUCUGACUUGUCAGUCAUCUCCACCUAUCCCAAGGCUCUUCUCUCUAGCUUUCCAACAUAUCUCCCGCCCAAAUACCACCGACUGAGUUCGUGUCUAUGGCCGCGAAAGACGAGAAUGGGACUCUGGUGGAGAUUGGACCACUGUCUCAGGACAGUGGUACGUCACCAGACCUAGAUUUUCCUGAUGGAGGAUUCCAAGGAUGGAUGACUGUACUCGGAGGCUUUCUGGUUCUGUUCUGCACGACAGGCAUGAGUCAGAGCUUUGGAGUCUUUCAAGACUAUUAUACGCGCAUCUCCCUGAACGAAGAAUCGGCGUCGGAUAUAAGCUGGAUAGGCUCGGCGCAGUUCGGCCUUUUCUAUUGCAUAGGCCUUCCUGCUGGAAAACUAUUCGACGAAGGCUACUUUAAUCAUAUCAUGGCCUUUGGAUCUGUGCUGUUCACUUUCUCCCUAUUCAUGGUAUCGAUUACGGAACCACAUCAUUACUAUCAGGUUUUCCUUUCACAAGGACUGGGUAUGGGAAUUGGCACGGGAUUCAUGCUCAUCCCAACGCUCUCUGUUAUUUCACAUUAUUUCCGAAGGAGACGGGGACUAGCCCAGGGUAUUGCAAUCUCAGGCUCCUCUCUAGGCGGCGUGAUCUGGCCUAUAAUGCUCAACCAUCUAAUUAACAGUAGUGUAGGUUUUGCUUGGGCAGUCAGAGCGGUCGCGUUUAUCACAUUGGUUCUUCUGCUCGUUGCAAAUCUCUUGAUGAAAACUCGCCUGCCGAGUCGGAAGGAGAGAGUUAAUUAUGUAGCGCCGUCUCUCCGUUCUAUUCUGAGCGACACGCCAUAUAUACUGUGUAUCGUUGGGGGUUGGCUUGUCUUCUGGGGAAUGUUUUUCCCAUUCUUCUACUUGCAAUUGUUCGCUGUUCUCCACGGAGUGUCUACUAAUUUAGCGUUUUAUUCCAUCACAAUCCUCAAUACUGCCUCGAUUUUUGGAAGGACGAUACCUAAUUUUCUCGGUGACCGCUGGGGAAACCUAAACAUCAUGCUUCUUCCGACUGUAGUUGCAGCGUGUCUCAUCACAGUGAUGUUGCGAACGCCGACUUCCGGAGGAGUCAUCGUCUUUGCAAUUAUGUAUGGAUUCUUCUCAGGCGCAUUCUUUUCAAUGAUCAACCCGGCUCUUACUUCAUUCGCAACCAGUCCGAAUGAAGUCGGAAUACGCAUCGGUAUUGCAGCGUUUUUCUUCGGGAUUGCUCUCCUCACUGGCACUCCCAUCGGCGGAGCAUUGCUGGAUCCGCCUCACUACAUCUGGUCCAGAGCAGUGGCAUUCAAUGUGGUAUGCCGACUCAAAAAGGAUUGA
Molecule: messenger RNA, 1999 nt
Organism: Stereum hirsutum FP-91666 SS1
Lineage: Eukaryota; Fungi; Basidiomycota; Agaricomycetes; Russulales; Stereaceae
Product: MFS general substrate transporter
Exons: 13
Coding region: 758-1999 (413 amino acids)
Biological process (GO): transmembrane transport
Cellular component (GO): fungal-type vacuole membrane
Molecular function (GO): transmembrane transporter activity
Source: RefSeq, a predicted model, not a curated record